Molecule: messenger RNA, 2229 nt
Organism: Coregonus clupeaformis (lake whitefish)
Lineage: Eukaryota; Metazoa; Chordata; Actinopteri; Salmoniformes; Salmonidae
Product: E3 ubiquitin-protein ligase TRIM39-like
Exons: 7
Coding region: 1-1647 (548 amino acids)
Molecular function (GO): zinc ion binding; protein binding
Source: RefSeq, a predicted model, not a curated record
AUGGCUUCCUCCCUGAAUGAAAGCCAGUUCCAGUGCUCUAUCUGUCUAGAGUUGUUCACUGACCCAGUAUCCACUCCAUGUGGCCACAACUUCUGUAAGAAUUGUAUCGGGGAGUAUUGGGAUAUCAGUGACCAGUGCCAGUGUCCUUUGUGUAAGGAGACAUUUGGCAGAAGGCCUGAGCUUCGAAUCAACACGUCGUUCAGAGAAGUUGUUGAUCAUUUUAAGAAAAUGACAGUUAAUGAAGGGUGCAUUGCUGCUACUGGAGAAGUGGCCUGUGACGUCUGCUCUGGGAGGAAGAUCAAGGCCCUGAAGUCCUGCCUGGUGUGUCUGACCUCUUACUGUGAGACUCACCUGGAGCCUCAUCAGAGAGUGGUGAAUCUGAAGAGACACAAGCUGAUCGACCCUGUGGAGAACCUGGAGGACAGGAUGUGUAAGAAGCAUGAUAGGCUCCUGGAGCUGUUCUGUAGGAGCGACCAGACAUGUGUGUGUCAGUUUUGUGCUGAGACAGACCACAAGCAUCACCACACUGUGCCACUACAAACAGAAUUGCAACUAAAGAUGAUUCAGAUUCAGAGGUCAAAGGCGGUUGUGCAGCAGAUGAUCCAAGACCGGCAGCGGAAGGUGGAGGAGAUCAACGCUUCAGUGGCGUUAAGUAGGGGCAAUGCAGAGAGGGAAAUAGUGGACAGUGUGGAUGUCUUCACUGCACUGAUACAAUCUAUUGAGUCAAGCCAGGCUGAACUCAUCGAGGUGAUUGAGGAGAAAAAGAAAGCAACAGAAAGCCGGGCAGAAAGGCUCAUAAAAGAGCUCGAGCAGGAAAUCACUGAGCUACAGAGGAAAAGCACUGAGUUGGAGCAGCUCUCACACACCGAGGACCAUCUCCACCUCAUACAGAGCUUUUACAAGCAAACAACCCUUCCAAAAACUAAAAGCUGGACUAAUGUUGCUGUUUCUCAAGUCAACUUCUUAGGCUGUGUUCGAAAUACAGUGUGUCAAGUUAAAAACUCUGUCGAAGACCAUGUAAGAAAGCUGUCAGCUACUGAUCACCCAGUAGUGCUAUCUGCAGGGUUUGCUCCAGAACUGAAAAAGAUGCAGAAAUAUGCAGUGGACGUGACGAUGGACCCCAACACUGCAGGCCCAUGGCUUAUCCUCUCUGAGGAUGGAAAACAAGUGAGAAAAUUGCCAAGGAAAGUGAAGGUCCCGGAUAAUCCUGAGAGAUUCACUAAGGAUGUCUGUGUCCUGGCAAAACAGGGGUACAACUAUGGGAAACAUUAUUGGGAAGUUGGGUUGCAGGAGAAAUCAAACUGGGUUAUAGGAGUAGCUUGUGAGACAGUGCCUAGGAAGGAAUUCCUUUCACCUGAGCCUUUGAAAGGCUUAUGGACUCUCUGUCACAGGGAUGGCAAGGAAUAUGUGGCGUUCACAGAAAAUCCACACCCUAUUUUACCUUAUCCACGACCCCAGAAAGUCGGGGUCUUCCUGGAUUAUGAGGAAGGCCAAGUGUCAUUCUUUGAUGUUGAGGCAAAGUCUCACCUAUUCACUUACACAGGGUGCAAAUUCGCAGGGAAAAUCUUUCCCAUAUUUGAUCCUUGUCUUACAGCUGAAAGAAAUGAAGUCCUUCCUCUUAUGAUUACUAUGGUGCAGGUAAAUUAGUGACAGUACACUCCAUCUGUAGUGUAGAUCCAGCUACGGUGUACUGAAUAUGCCUCAACUUUAAAUAAAUUAGAUCAUCAAUUAGAACAUUUGACAGUACCCAUAUUUCACUCUCACUUGGAAUUGAGGCAUCUACGGAAUGGGUGACAUGGGACAUGGACUCAUCUCAACUAUAGUUUAAUUUGGGGGUCUGAAAAUAUCUGAAACUUUCUGUGAUAUUUGUUGUUAUACAUUUUGUUAAUAUCUUUAUUGUAUUCACAUGCCUGGAUUAUGGUGACAAACUGAAAUGUACUCCCAAUUAUUCUAAUAUCCAUUUUAGAAAUGUAUAUCAAAGGGAAAUACUGUAUUUGUAUCAAUAGUAUUUACUUGGUUAAAUGGUGUCUUCUCUCCUCACCUCCUUUUCAAGACAAAGUGUAAAUCAGUAAAUCCCAAACCAGCCCCUUGCCACUACCAACUCAUUCGGAGGGCCCUCCGUUGUCACACGUUGCUGACGAAACUCUGAGGGUGACUUCCAGAAAGGGGAUCAAUAAACCCAUCAACUUGGGACACACUCGUGAGUCGUGACUUGAAUGACGCAAUUUA